GUAUUCCCGUACCCCGCAUAGGAAUCAUGAUUCCGGUCCCGGAUCUUAGGCACGUUAGUGUCCUUUGGUAUUAGCUGCUAUUAGGUCGUAUCUCGAGAAGACGUGUGCGGAGUAGCUUCUGACUCGAACCCGGCAGCCCGGUCCCAGUAAUUAAUACCUACCUAGUCAAUCGUCGACGUGCACCAACAUGGCAACUACAAUUUCGUCUCUAGCACUUCCGUCUUCGCGCACGAUUUCCUACGCCCUCACUACGGUAUCAUCCGAUCUCGACGCACCGACUGUCCUGCUUUCUAAUUCUUUAUGUGGGCCAUUUGCGACCUGGGACCGCGUUGUCCCGAAGCUUACCUCGAAGGGGUUGAACGUAUUGCGCUACGAUCAACCCGGGCAUGGGACCUCUGGCGUUCCAGCGGAUCUAUCCUCUACUAGCUUCCAUACGCUGGCCGACGAUGUUCGAGAGCUUCUUAACCACCUCUCCAUUAAGCGGUUGCGUGGCUGGGUUGGCGUUAGCAUGGGUGGCGCGACUGGCAUGAUAUUUGCCACCAAAUAUCCCAAUAUUAUCCAGAAACUUGUUGUUUGCAAUUCAUUAUCCUGCUCCUUCGCCAAUGCCGGGGCUACCGACGUGCUUGAGCCGAUGGUUACGAUGGCUCGCGGAACGGGUAAGAUAGAUGGAGUAGUGGAUGCCAUUCUUGUGCGUUGGUUUGGUCGUGCGUGGAUAGAUGCCAACCCGGACGAAGCACACCGCAUGCGCGAGGUGAUGCUCCAGACGAGCAUCGAAGGUUUCGAGACUUGCGCUGCGGCCCUCAGGAGCCAGGCGUUCGAUCUACGGCCAUCACUUACAGAAGUAGGCCACGGAAUCGACGAGGCGUUGUUCGUUGUCGGUGAGAAAGAUGCGGAAUUACGUGAGACUAUGCAAGAUCUGCAAAAGGGUGUCGAACGGGGACUGAAGGAGAAGAACGAGCAUGCUUCUGUAGAUUUGCAAAUCAUUAAAAAUGCCGGCCACGUCUGUUAUGUUGAUGGUUAUGACGAGUUCGUUGGUGUUGUCGCUCGUUUCUUAGACCAUUAGCGAGGACUGAGGAUAUUGACAAUGAGAAUCACAGCACAUCGCCGGGCACUUUCAGUAAUGUCGACGUAAUUGCAUGAUUCUUUAUAGAUACUACUUCGCCAAUGGCUUCAACAU
Messenger RNA from Annulohypoxylon truncatum, 1177 nucleotides. Its product is annotated as zearalenone lactonase. The coding region runs from base 188 to 1063 and encodes 291 amino acids. Lineage: Eukaryota; Fungi; Ascomycota; Sordariomycetes; Xylariales; Hypoxylaceae. The transcript is spliced from 2 exons. The record is from RefSeq and is a predicted model, not a curated record.